AUGCUAAAGCGAAUCACCCUCGUUCUUUUCGUGUUGCUGCCGACCCUGACAGGCACCGUCCACGCCUUCACAUUCUCUCCGAAAUCCAAUGUGAGGGUAUCUGUAUCUUCCUGUCGCCACCAGGUGUCCAAUCCAUUACACCCAACAAGAUUAUGUACACUGGGCAAACCAGGUUCAAGACAACAGGAGCUAUUCAAGCUUGCCAGUAGUUCUUCUUCACCAGAUGACAACAACAACAACUCACUUUCUUCAUCACCAAACUGGACUGUCGUCGCCUUCUUGGGCACCAUUUCCUUUUUGUACUGGUAUUGGAUGGUCCUGGCCGCGGCUGCCGUCGCCAAUGACUGGCCCGCCGUCCCGGACUUUAUUCCGUUGGUCCCGGGAUGGCCACCGUCGGAUCAAGAUUUACAGCCCGUCAUGGAAGAUGCCUUUCAUUUCUUUUAUCUUUCCGAGCUGCUGCAAAAUUCCGAUGCUCCCGCCGUCAACCCAUUGCGAUUGGCCGCAUUCAACAUUGAUGAGGCGUGGAUAUUUGCAUACUUGAUCCCGUUAUGGAACGAUCCAAAACGACUUCCUCGACCGGUACUAUUGGGACUUUGGAUGCUGCUGGGGAUUAACUUGACCAAUGCCUUUUUGGCACCGUAUCUGAUGGCGACCGAGAUUUUAUCCAGCAACGACAAUGAUGCAGAAUCAGCAAAAGAUACCGCCGAGGUAAUUCCUGGCAAGAAUCCCAUUGUGGCGACCAUCUUUGGAGCGAUUGCUACUGCCGUGAUAACCUAUGCCAUUGGUCAAAGCAUCUUUGUGGCGGAUGCCGCAGCGUGGAAGGAAUUUCAAACUCUGGUCGUGUCCGAUCGAACCUACUUGGCAUUUUGUGUCGAUCUGCCCUUGUUUGCCGUCUUUCAGCCAUUGAUUCUAUCCAGAGUCAAUAAGAAGGAGUUGACGGCUAUUGAUUAUGUCCCCAUUGUCGGGCUGCUAAAUUGGAUGUUCUUUGCCACAACAAAAGAUGAUUGA
Messenger RNA from Seminavis robusta, 1008 nucleotides. The record is from the annotation of a GenBank genome assembly. NCBI's taxonomy places the organism in Eukaryota, Bacillariophyta, Bacillariophyceae, Naviculales, Naviculaceae.